Aspergillus oryzae RIB40 is the source of this 1374-nucleotide messenger RNA. RefSeq lists its product as uncharacterized. The transcript has a single exon. The record is from RefSeq and is a predicted model, not a curated record. Lineage: Eukaryota; Fungi; Ascomycota; Eurotiomycetes; Eurotiales; Aspergillaceae. Bases 1 to 1374 code for a protein of 457 amino acids.
AUGGCGUCCAAGAAACAAAUCAUCCCUAUACUUCUUUUAACGGCAAUUCAGGCCUCUGCAGCACCGGCCCCGCAGGCGAGUUCUGGUGCUCAGCCAACAUCAUUCACCGCGAAUCCCAAUGUUGGCCCCGGAGGAGCUAGCUACAAGGACUCGGACCAUUUUCGUCUCUACUCGUCGGAUCAGAGCAAUGCAGAUGCGGUUCUGACCAUGCUUGAAGCUGCCUAUAGCUGCUAUGUCGGUGACCUCGGGUGGACGACGUCGGGAAUCCCAUAUAACGCGGACCCCAGCACCGUGACAACACUGUGGAAGGAGAACAUGUACGAAGUAAAUGAUUUGGGCAGUGCCGCAGGCGUGCAGAAGUCUGACCCGAACACAGGUCUCAGCUGGCUAGAGGUGGUUCCGUCUUCCCUCGCGGAUCCGAGAGUCACCGUGCAUGAAUAUGGUCAUGCCCUCACCUACCACAGUCGGAACUGGGUGGACCAGACUGCCACAGGUGCAUGGUGGGAAACAGUCGCCAAUUGGGUGGCAGAUACAUUCAGCACCUCUCCACUAUGUGCGAAGGCCAGGUCCAACUACAACCAACCGACUGGUGAUACCAUGAUCGAGCUCAACAAAGUGAUCGGAGACUCGUUUCAGGUCAUUGUGGAUGGCUCGACGGGGAGUGGGAACUACUACCAGGCAUGGCCGUUCUUGACCUACUUGACCAACAAUCCGGACAACUACGCGGGUCUCGGCAGCGAUGUUGUUCGCCAACUUUUCCAGCAAUAUGAGAAGGACAGCAACGAGACUCCCCUCCAUACUCUUGCACGCAUUUCGACGGCUGCAUCCGUCCAGGAAAUUGUCGGUCGCUACUGGGCUCGCAUGGCUUAUGUGGAUAUCGGUCAUACAAUCGCUCAGAAAGCAUUCCUCAACCAAAGGAAUCGCCUCAACUAUGCGAAUGUUGACCCCCAAGGCGAUGGUACCUAUGUGGUCAAAUCUUCUCGUAAGCCACAAUACAUGGGUGCCAACAUCCUGCCCCUCAGCAAUGCGGGAGCUGGCAACCUUCAAGUUAGCAUUACUUCCAACGGAGUCUUCUCUGCGACGCUUGCUAUCCGCAACACCAACACGGGUGCUGUUCGGUAUGUCUCGCUCGAGAAUGGGUCGGGCGCGGCUGUCAUGACCGGCAAUGAAGAAGCCAGUGUCGUGAUUGCCAAUACCCCCAAGACACUCUACGAGUAUGAUGCCUUCAAGCUGACCCAGGAGGUACAGCAAGGGUUGGACUACACCAUCAAGAUCUCUGGAGCCACGGUGCAGGGCACUGCAGAAUCGACGUCAACUACCGGAUCCACUACGGGGUCAACGGGAUAUCAAGGCUUACCUUCCUUCUUUAGCUAA